AUGUCAGAUGAAACUUUCAAGGACAGGUCAAAUGAGCAGCCUGAUUGUGAGCUGAAGCAAGCUUCUGGCACGCCGUAUGGCCUAGCCUGCAAUCCGUGCCGGAAAGCGAAACUGCGCUGUUCAAGAGAUAGGCCCAGUUGCCUACACUGUAGAAAGACAGGUAAAUGCAACCACGGCUCACCACAUGAAAGUGGACAUGCACGUGAGAGCUCAAGCAGGUCGUCAGCUUACAGCAUCUUGGCUCUAUUGGCCAAGGAACUGCCCAAGCUGACUGAUGGCUUAUCGAAUGGAGGAGUUGCCACGCCGUCAACAAACGAGGAGAGCAAUAAGAGGAGACGUCUAGCAGAAGACAACAUUGUUCUCAAUACAUUGGACUCAGAUGAAGUGCCUCCUCUACCCCAGGCUGAAAUGCUAGAGGCUAUCGUUGCAGCCUACUUUUCCCAUGUUCAUCCUUGGAUCCCGAUGAUUCAUCAGGCUAGGUUUCUUCAACGCUUCAGCAUAGAGCCGCAGCGUAGAAAGCUCUCAAUAGUCAUCCAAGCUAUGAUCCUAGCCGCUUCCAAAUUUGUACCUGGCUCACGAGGAGGUCACGUUGAACAAGCGCGCAGGUGGGUUGUCUGCACAGCUAUGGAGACUCUAUCACUUGAGAGCCUCCAAGCGCUGACUAUACUGGCUUUCGAUGAUAUUGGGAACGGACAAGCAUCAAAAGCCUGGGCCAUCAUCGGAUCAAUGACGCGUACCGUUGAAUACAUGGGCUUGGCACAGGAGCAAGAGGAUAGUGAGCUUCACCCUUUUUGCCAAGCAUACGCAUGCCUAGAGAAUACCGACGAUUGGACAGAAGAGGAAGAACGGCGGAGAGUCUUCUGGAAUGUUUUCCUCCUUGAUCGAUUCUGCUCGGUAACUAUGGGCUGGAGUACGAGUUUAACCUCUGAUGAUGUCUUUCGGAGACUUCCCUGCGAUGGUCACCUGUGGCGCAAGCAGAAUGCUGUCUUGACACCUUACUUCGGCAUUUGGGACAAGUCAAAAGGUCGCAUCGGCAACCCGAUCGGCUUUAUCUCACAGCCUAUAUCUCUGAUCGAUGAGCCAUCCGCCACUGAGACUGCGGCCCAUGGCCAGAUGAGAGGGACACCAUCAAUCGACAUGGGUCAAAACGGAGCGGCAGAUAUGUCCACGGUCGGUGCUUUUGCGUACAACAUCGAAGCAACCGAGUCUAUGAGUCGUGUAGUGAGCUAUUUUCUCCAACAAAAAGUCAAUGUUCGAAACCCAGGCGAGAUCAGCUCUUGGCUCACUCGAUUUAAAGAGCUAGAUCUUCGCUUGGUGCAUUGGAAGAUGCUGCUACCUCAGAAAUGGAAGGCCAAUCCUAACUUAACAAGACAGGUUCCCUUGAUGGACCCGAAUUUAACUACAGCUCAUGUCACACAUAACGCUUCGAUGAUACUGCUUCAUCAGCUCAUCGCUUAUCCACCUCCACACUGGGGCUUUCGAAACCGAUUACCUAGCACUUGCAGCGCAGAGGCUUGCUACACUGCUGGUACUGAGAUUGCAACCAUUACAGAGAAAUACCUCACAAAGUCGUCGCCUACAUCACCGGUUGGAUGCCAGUAUGCUUUCUGCCUGUUCGUUGCUGCCAGGGUACUUUUAGCUCAUUGGCGGUACACACGUGAGAACAACCUGGCGCCCGAGUUCUGGUCCAUCUUGCACAGCCUUGAGGAAAUGUCAAGGCGAUGGAUCGCCUUUUCCGGUCGAUUACAUUGCGAGGAGAACCUGUUCAGCCAGUAUCACCGUCGGCUAAGGAGAUUACAUGAGCGCUGCGCAGAAGAUGAAAACUUUCGACUUAACAUCAUGGACUAUACCAAGGAUAUCGAUGAUCGUCGUGGUACCAGUGAGCCGUCGCAAUCUUUUCGCACAUGGCCAAAUGUUGGGGUGACUCUGCCAUUGGACGACCUGGGCUUAUCCCUGCUGAGUCCGGAGUUCAACACCGACCCCAUGCUUGAUCAGGACUUUAUAGACAUGGAUCGUGUCAUUGCUUUCGAGGACGGCAGCAUGUUCACUUCGUCAUUCGAUCUUGGGGCUAAUGGGUGGUAA
This is a messenger RNA of Alternaria alternata, 2082 nucleotides long. RefSeq lists its product as hypothetical. Gene Ontology annotation, cellular component: nucleus. The transcript has 3 exons. NCBI's taxonomy places the organism in Eukaryota, Fungi, Ascomycota, Dothideomycetes, Pleosporales, Pleosporaceae. Gene Ontology annotation, biological process: DNA-templated transcription; regulation of DNA-templated transcription. The record is from RefSeq and is a predicted model, not a curated record. Gene Ontology annotation, molecular function: zinc ion binding; DNA binding; DNA-binding transcription factor activity, RNA polymerase II-specific. The coding region runs from base 1 to 2082 and encodes 693 amino acids.